Molecule: messenger RNA, 2477 nt
Organism: Camellia sinensis
Lineage: Eukaryota; Viridiplantae; Streptophyta; Magnoliopsida; Ericales; Theaceae
Product: plant UBX domain-containing protein 8
Molecular function (GO): ubiquitin binding
Source: RefSeq, a predicted model, not a curated record
UAGAAGGGUGAGAGAACCUUGAUAACUUUAAGCUGCUUAGGCCACAAGACAACCCUGACCAAAUCACACACACACUUCAUCACCAUCUACAAAUAUCUCUUCCAUAUAAAUUUCCAGCUCAGAAAACACACAAACACACACACACACACACACACACACACAUAGAUACACAGUUCGACAACACCUUUACAUUUCACGUCUCUCUCUCUCUCUCUCUCUGCAAAUUCCUGGUCUUGUGAAAAUGGCGAGACCUAAUCAAGAAGCAAUCGACACCCUCAUGAGCAUCACCGGCGUAUCCGAAUCCCUCGGCCUUCAGAUACUCGAGGAGCAUAAUGGAGAUCUCAAUGAAGCUGUUAAUGCACAUUUCAAUGGAGGAGAAAGAAACACCAUACAUGGCACAUCUACUGCUGCUUCUCACAAUGAUGCCAUGGACAUAGAUGAACCUAUCCAAGUUGGGUCCCGGGGACCUCCUUUCUCACUUUUAUCUAAUACUAGAAAUUUUAAUCUGUUCUCUGUUCUUGAUCCUAACUUCAGUAGAAGUUUGUUUGAUGGUGGUCCUGAUUUUUCAAGCCGUGCACCAGUUGUUUCGCAUCCAAGAGAAGUAAGGGAGAUUCCUGUUGAGGUCAAGGAUGGGAGUGACCAAUCAGGUCAUUCUGUCCUCUCUCCUGCCAUAGGUGAUGUCACUGGAACUGCACAUGCACAUGGCCGUGAAAGCCAUGGGCCUGUCAUAAUUGAUGAUGACGAUAUUCCAACUGCUACCUCUGGAUGUACUGUUGGACAGAAUGAACCAAUUGAUGAUUUGUUGGGUAAUAGUUCUUAUGGCACUUAUCCUAGAUCAGGUUUUCAUGGGAUUGAUGAUUUGCCUGACUACCACAAUGACAUAGAAGAAGAAAUGGUUCGAGCUGCUAUUGAGGCUUCAAAAAGGGAGGUUGGAGAAGUUUACCUGGAUCAACAAUUUGGUGCUCAUGAUGACUUGAGUAAUCCUCGUACCCAACAAACUCAGUCUCGCGUAGCGGAUGCUGAGCUUGCACAUGCAGUUUCAUUGUCAUUGAAGACGGCGGAGGAAGAGAAAGCUUUGCGUGAACUGGGGGAGACAGUUGGAGCAUCAGAACUGGAAGCUUACAAUUCAACUGAGAUGGUUGAUAAGGGGAAAAUGCCAUCAUCAAGUGGAAGGUUGGAGGUGGGAAACUCAUCUAUUCAAGAUGUUGCUGAUGGUGUGGAAGGGCAGCCACUGGUUGGGAACACGAGUAGGCUUGUGCCUUCUGCUGUUGUUGACUCUGGCAAAGAAAUUGGAGAAGUUGAGGUUAGAUCACCAUCAAGUCCUGGACAACAUGAAAAUAUUAAUCAUCCACAGCAUUCUGAUGAGUGGGGAGGCAUCUCAUCUGAGGAACAUGAUGAAGCAAUUAUGCUUGAGGCUGCACUCUUUGGUGGAGUCCCUGAAGGAAAUGGAUAUCCUUCCUCCUAUGCACCUUAUCAGUUCAUGCAGAAUGGUUUAGAUAGAACUUUGGGCUAUUACCCCCAGCGAAUGCCUCGACCCCCCUCACCAGGUCUUGCUGCUCAGCGCUCAAUUAGGGAACAACAGGAUGAUGAAUAUCUUGCAUCGCUGCGAGCUGAUAGAGAAAAAGAACUGAAGGCAAUUGAAGAAGCUGAAGCUCGGCGUUUGAAAGAGCAAGCAGCUAGAGAAGCUGCUCUUGAAGAAAAAAAGCUGGAGGAGGAAAAAUUGCGUAGAAAGUUGGAAGAAGAACAGGAGAUGGAGAGGCAACUAGCGGCAAAGGAAGUUUCCCUUCCUCAAGAACCAACAUCAGAUGAUGAGAGUGCUGUAACUCUUCUUGUGCGGAUGCCAGAUGGAAGCCGUCGUGGUCGUCGAUUUCUGAAGUCCGACAAACUACAGUCCCUUUUUGACUUCAUUGAUGUUGGUAGAGGGGUCAAGCCCGGGACUUAUAGAUUGGUGAGGCCAUACCCUCGGCGUGCUUUUAGUGAUGGAGAGUGUGCUUCGACUUUGAAAGAACUAGGCUUGACCAGCAAGCAAGAAGCCCUAUUUCUGGAGUUGAUUUAGCUUGAAUUCUCCCGUAAAGCUGUAAUAGAUUUCAUUUGAGAAAUAUUAUAGACUACCUAAACAUAUACAUACAUUCAUACAUGGAUUGUGUGGGGAUUGUGAGGUUGUUUUGUGAUGUUUGGUUGGAAUAGGCUUCAACAGAAUUGUUAUGACUGAAAUGGCAGACUAGUCGAUGCUUUGAAAGUUUGUUGGGAAUGACUAUCUUAUUCAUAUUAUUGCCCGGCCAGGUCAUAGAGAUGGUCACAUUGUGUGAUAAGCACUGUGGCUCUGCAUGGCCUAUGUGCUGUAAUGCUGAGCCAAGGAUGAUCCGCCUUAUCUAUAGAAGCAGUCAGGUCAAAGGUAUGUAUGUGCAGUUUUAGUGGCAAGUAAAAUUAUAAAAAUUAUUUUGUUUUUGUAUAAAAUCAACCUUUUGUUUUUUGUA